Molecule: messenger RNA, 4161 nt
Organism: Centruroides sculpturatus (bark scorpion)
Lineage: Eukaryota; Metazoa; Arthropoda; Arachnida; Scorpiones; Buthidae
Product: thimet oligopeptidase-like
Exons: 16
Coding region: 26-2107 (693 amino acids)
Biological process (GO): proteolysis; peptide metabolic process
Cellular component (GO): mitochondrial intermembrane space
Molecular function (GO): metalloendopeptidase activity
Source: RefSeq, a predicted model, not a curated record
AACCCGAUAAUCAGUCGAACAGUCCAUGCUGAGACUUCCGGUAGUGGCCUGUGGAAAUUUUUUAUCGAGAAGAUCUUUAUUUCUAGUUGGUUUCUCUCGUUUUCAUAGAAUUAGCAUGGAUCUUCCGGGAUUCAAAUUUCAAUACGAUUUUAAAUUAAAUUCGGAAGAAAUACUAAAGAGAACUGAUGAAUUAAUCGUAAGAAUACGUAAAAUAUAUGACCAGGUUGGUGCUCUCGCCCAUGAUAAUCUCAGCUGCCAAACUGUCCUCAAGCCUAUUGCUUAUGCAGAAAGUGAAAUGCAAACUGAGGGAUCUUUGUAUACAAUUCCAAAAGAAGUAUCAACCGAUAAGGAAAUUAGAGAUGCGAGUAACGAAGCAAAUCGUAAAUUAAAAGAAUUUGACGUUGAAAUAAGUAUGCGACAAGAUAUCUUUGAGAAACUACUCUCUUUAGAAGCAAAGAAUGAAGCACUGGAUUCAGAAUAUAGUCGGUUUCUACAAAAAUUGAUAAAAUAUGGGAAGAGACAUGGAUUACAUUUAUCACCAACAAUUCAAGAAAAGAUAAAAUCAUUAAAAUCUGAAAUAAAUAAUCUUUGUAUUCAGUUUUCCAAAAAUGUGAAUGAAGAAAAUACAGUUUUAGAAUUUUCAGAUGAAGAAUUAAAUGGAUUGCCUGCAGAUUUUAUUCAAAAUUUAACAAAAAGUGAAACAGGUAAACGAAAAGUUACCUUGAAAUAUCCUCAUUAUUUUCCAAUUAUGCGUAAAGCAAAAAAUCCUGAAACAAGAAGAAAACUAGAAUAUGCAUUCAAUGCAAGAUGUAUUGAUGAAAACACUGUCAUUUUAGAAAAAGUGGCUGAAUUGCGACAUGAGAUAGCAGUGUUGCUUGGAUUUCCUAAUCAUGCAGCUUUUGUGACAGAUUUGAGAAUGGCCAAAACUGCAGAAACUGUACACAAUUUUUUAACUCAGUUAGCAUUAAAAUUAGAUCCUGUUUGGAAAGAAGAGAGAAAAUUUAUUUUGGAACUUAAGAAAAAGGAGUGUGAUGAAUUAGGCAUUCCUUUUGAAGACAAAUUGCAUCCUUCAGAACUCCACUAUUACAAUAAUAUGGUUAAAGAAAUAAAAUAUUCUGUUGAUGAAAAUAAAUUACGUGACUACUUUCCUUUGCCUGUAGUAACGAAAGGAUUAUUGAAUAUUUAUCAAGAACUUUUAGGUUUGGAAUUUGCUGAAAUUAAAAAUCCUGUAGUGUGGCACCCUGAUGUUCAAUUAUUUAGUGUGAUUGAUGCUGAAAACAAAAACUUGCUAGGUUACUUUUUCUUAGAUUUAUUUCCAAGAGAAGGAAAAUAUCCUCAUGCCUGUGUGGCUCCAUUGCAACCUGGAUGUUUACUAGAUGAUGGAAGCAGACAAGUUGCUGUAGUAGUAAUGUUAGCAAAUUUUACUAAACCAACUGAAGAGAAUCCAUCUUUAUUGGAUCAUAAUGAAGUUGAAACAUUUUUCCAUGAAUUCGGUCACAUAAUGCAUCAGCUUUGUGCAGUGGUAAACAUAUCACAUUUUAGUGGAACGAAAGUAGAACGUGAUUUUGUAGAAGCUCCUUCGCAAAUGCUUGAAAAUUGGUGCUGGGAACCAGAAACUUUACGACGAAUGUCUGGACAUUAUAAAGAUGGAAGCCCUUUACCAAAUGAUAUUCUACAGUCUCUCAUACAUUCACGUUUAGCUAAUGUUGGUUAUUUUAACUUGCGUCAGAUAACUUUAGGAUUGCUUGAUCAUAAAAUUCAUACUGGUCCAAAAGCUGAUACAAGACAGAUUUUUCAUGAUUUGAGUUGCUCACUUCUUGAUGUUCCUCCAACUGAAGGAACAAACUUUGCUGCUCAUUUUGCACAUCUGACUGGUGGAUAUGAUGCACAGUAUUAUGGCUAUUUAUGGAGUGAAGUUUAUAGCAUGGAUAUGUUUAUGACCCGUUUCAAAACUGAAGGUGUCAUGAAUCCACAGACUGGUAAAGACUACAGAUAUAAAAUUUUAGCACCUGGUGGGACAAAGGAUGCAAUUGAUAUGCUGAGAGAUUUCUUGGGAAGAGAGCCUAAUGAUGAAGCAUUCUUGAAAAGCAAAGGAUUGAAAGUUUAAAAGAAAAGAAGUCUAACUUGAGUUUUUUGUUACAUUUUUAAAUAUUUACUAAGGCCUGAUUUUAAUUGUAUUGAGUGGAUAACAUGGGGAUUUACUACCAAAUUUAUAACAACAAUCUAUUCUCACUGAACCAAAUUAGAACACACUUUUGCCAAAAACAAUCAUUUAAGAAUUGCAUCAAUUUUGCAGUUUAUCAUUUGAAAAUAGGACAAGAAAGGAUGAUCAGUUCAUUACUAUAUAGCAGUGAUUCUCAACCCCUGUGCCACGAGAUUUUUGAAAUGUGCCGCACUGCAAAUACCUAUACAUAAGCGACAUCAGACAAAUAGUUCAAUUGGUUCUACCUUCCUAGGACACGAUUGGAAAUUGUAAUCUGUAUUACUGGUAACUGCCAAUAGUUACCAAAGCAUUUAGAAAAUGUGACCUAAAUAACCAACUGCAUUUAAAAAUCAGUUAUGACAUCACCAGUUGUCCUAUGGUACUUACUGAAGUAACCAUGUGUGCCGCCAAAUUUUUAAAUUAUUAAAAGUGUACAGUGAAGAAAAAAAGGUUGAGAAUCACUGCUAUACAGCAAAAAUUAAUUAAAAAGUUCUUAAGAAAGUUUUGAUAAAAUUCUGUAAUUUUUUUUUUAUUUCAAACAUGUAUUCUUCCAUUUAUAACUUUAAUACAUCAUUAGGUUUUUUGUUUUGUCAAUAAAUAUGUUAUUGAAAUUUAAUAUUUCAGUUUUAGCUAGAUUAAUUUAAGCAAUGACAGAAUGAAAGUAGGAUAUCAAAAAACUUUUAAACUGAAGCAGUCAUAAAUUUAAUGAAAGUUGUCUUUGUUCUCUCUAAAAUGGUUCUUCCAAUUUUCAAAUGAAUAUUAAUUAUUAGGAAAGAACUCUGUGAUAUUAUUAUUCCAGUUUUAUCAUUUCAACUAUAUUCCUUCUUCCUUCUAUUUGCUAUUUUUAGUGAAUUCUGAUUAUAAAUUUUAAAAAUGAACUAAUUAAAAAAUAUUUCUUUAUUGAUAAAUACAAUACAACUGUAGUUUUAUUUUGAAUUUCAAAAUAGUAUCAUUAAUAAUUUUCAAUAUAAUACGAGAAUUAUUUAAAAUUCAAAAUAUAUAUUACUUAAUUUAAAAGUACCAGUUGAGUAAACACAUACAAAGUACUGUAAGCUGCUUGGCUGAUUGACUUUGAAUAUAGUUUUGGCUUGUUAUUGUUGUUUAAAUUAAAUGUUGCACUAACUGAAAUGCUUAAAACAAAAAAUUAUAUAAAGAAGAAAAGUUACUGAAAGCAGAAAAUGAUUUAGGAUAUUUAUAUAUAAUUAUAUAUAUUUAUUCUUUGGAAACAUUGUUUAGUUCAAUUAGUUCAAACAACUGCAACAGCAUCUCUCAAGUGCUCAAAUUAUAUUUCUCAUGAUGCAGCAGAGCAAUAACAGGCAUGGCAAAACUCCUUGCUUAACUUUUUGACCAACCUUUUUAUUUGUUUACUCUGUAGAUAAGUUUUAUUAAAUUAAUCUUUUGUUAUUAUUUAAUUAAUUUGGUUGUAUCUUCUCUGUAAUAUCUAUAAUACAUCAGAAAUCAUCUCUGUACUGCUAUUGUUGAGUGAUAUCAUGGGCAAUGUUAAAUAGUUGAAAUGGAAACUGGAGGAAUUUUGAACUUGAUGCUGAUAUAAUAAUAAAAAUUGGAGUGUUUUCAUAAUAACUGAACUCUUGCUAUCAAUAUUCUGUCCAUAUCAUGCAAUGAGAAUCAGGCCUAAUUGUUAUAACAUUGCCAAAUUCAUUAUAUACAAUUAAAUUUUAUAAUUUUACAUGCAAAAUUUUUUCUUUGUUUGUAAUUAACAGAUCUCGAUCGUUACUAAUAGUAGCAGGAAUUUUGUAGUAGAGACGUUGAUUAUGCUUACACUUUUUAAUAUUUAUCGGUCUUGAGCGAUGAUAUAUUUCUGUAAUUUUAUUUAUAAAAAUUAAUGAAAUUGAUUUAAAAUUUUUACAAGAUUAUAGAAAGUGACAUUUUACAAUGUAAAGAAUGCAGAUAUUUGUAUACAAAUUUUGUUCUUGAAAUAAAAUUUUUCAGAAAUGAGA